AUGGCUGCCAACGGGCAACAGCGUAGUGGGCCGGUCCCCAUUGCCCCGGCACCGAGAACCCACGGAGGACCCGAUAGAAGCGGCAGUGGCGGCCCAUCUCAGCCUGCCAUGUCCUACGCUUGCCAGACCUGUGCCAAGCGGAAAGUCAAAUGCGACAAGUUGGCCUCGGCUUGUUCCCGAUGCCGCAAGGCCGGGCUCGAAUGCAUCUACCAAGUACCCGACCCACGAUCUCGGAAAAGGAAAGUGAGCGACGAUGUGCUUGAAAGACUGGCCCGAUAUGAGCGCAUUUUGCAGCAAAAUGGUCUGCUAGAUGCCGAAACAUCAACCGUCGAAGAGAUGUCAUCUCGGGAAUCGGCAUCGGCCAGUCAUAUCAAACCCCGGGUAUCAAAAUCCGGUAAGCUUUUGACUGGCCAGGGAAGGUCGAGAUAUAUCGACAGCGAUAUGUGGUACAACCUCGGAGAUGAUACGAUUCAACACCUGUCCGAUGACGAGGAAGAGAAUGAAAUGGCCCUUGGCGAUACCCAUGUCCCUGGGGGUGACGCGCCAGAUCCGUUGACUGGUGCAUUCAUAGGCUCCCAACAAAGCGUUCUGGAGUAUCAUCCAAGCCAUGCGGAUGCCAUGGUAUUAUGGAAGACGCAUACUGAAAACGUGGAGCCUUUAUGCAAAGUUCUGCACAUUCCAUCAACUGAUAAAAUGAUUGAGUCCGUUUCGCAACAUCCUGAAAUGGCCUCGAAAUCAGAUGACUGUUUGUUAUUUGCGAUAUACCACGUUGCGGUGUUUUCCAUGACGGAGGAAGAAUGCACCAAUCAACUCGGACAGGCGCGGUCGACGCUGAUGCAACGAUUUCACUUUGGCGCACGGCAAGCUCUCGUGAAUGCGUCGUUUCUCAAGUCAACGGAGGUUUCCGUCUUGCAAGCUCUCUACCUGUUCCUUCUGUCCAGUCGUCACUGGUACGAUCCGCACACUUUCUGGAUCCUGACCGGGAUCGCGACUCGUUUAGGACAACGCAUAGGUCUCCACAGGGACGGAGAAAAGAUGGGCCUGCCACCAUUUGACGUGGAGCUGAGGCGACGGCUCUUCUACCAGAUUUUCCCACUAGAUGGCGGAGCAAGCCAAACUGCAGGUAUCGACUUUGUCACUCUGCCUGAAUUCUGGGACACUCAGCCUCCCUUGAAUAUCAAUGACGACCAAAUUUGGCCAGGAAUGACAGAGAAGCCAGUCGAGCAAACGGGCGCAACGGAUAUGAUUUUUUGUCUGUCGCGUGCAUACGUUGGGAAAAACCUAGUCAGGUCAGGAAAGCCAAUCAACAGCACAAGUCCCUUGAACUUCCCAGAUCACCACGAAGCGGAGAAGGUCAUAAGCGCAGCAGAAAGCGAAGUAGAGGAAAAGUUCAUUCGCUACUGUGAUAUUGUCAACCCGCUGCACUUUCUCACCAUCGGUCUUGCUCGGUCGGGUAUGACAGCUAUGCGUCUCAAAAUCCGCCUCCCCAAAAUUAGGGAUCAGACUGCCACUGAUGCGGAGCGGAAGGAGUUGUUCCAACUUGCACAAAAGACUUUGGACACUGAUGCGGCAGUUCAUGCUCACGGAGGUACCAGAAGGUAUCAGUGGCACAUCAGACCAUUCUUUUUGUGGGGGACACGGGACUCUUUUAUUUUCAUCUUGACUACAUUGUUGAAAAGACGUGACUUGCUCUCUACGGAAGAAGUCAAUGCGGCCUGGAAAAGCAUCGCGCAGCUCUACCACAACCACGAUGAGCUCUUUGACGACAAGCAAACUCUGCAUGUGGCCCUUCGGCGCCUUGCUCUGAAGGCUUGGGAUUCCUACCUGCCGAACAGCAGUGCCCCGGAGCCAGGCUUCAUUGAUACCUUGCGAACAUUGAGGGAAGAAAGAGAAAAGAAACAAAUCAGAAGAGACAGGUUGAUAUGUUCUACCGACGCAACAUCAUCAACUGGCCCAUCCCUUGCGAGCGAUGUGAAUACAUCACUCGGCAGUCUGUCGGAUAGCAUUGGUUUUGAAAUGGGCCCCAAUUUCGAGAUUGAUGUAGACGAAUGGGUAUUCUGGGGUCAAUUGAUGCAAGACCACCAGACCCAAGGCCGUCAACAAUGA
Penicillium cinerascens is the source of this 2106-nucleotide messenger RNA. Its product is annotated as putative C6 transcription factor. Bases 1 to 2106 code for a protein of 701 amino acids. NCBI's taxonomy places the organism in Eukaryota, Fungi, Ascomycota, Eurotiomycetes, Eurotiales, Aspergillaceae. Gene Ontology annotation, biological process: DNA-templated transcription; regulation of DNA-templated transcription. Gene Ontology annotation, molecular function: DNA-binding transcription factor activity, RNA polymerase II-specific; DNA binding; zinc ion binding. The transcript has a single exon. The record is from RefSeq and is a predicted model, not a curated record.